UUUCUCUUGCCUUGCGCUUUGAGACCAAUCUUAUGCAGCUUAUCUGCAGGUGAUACAUACCACGUUCGCAGCCUUGUGUGCUUGGGCCGAGGAGCAUAUACUUACGUAGCAAUAACCUUACUACUAAGUCAUCUUUGUCCCAGCCUUGUAUCGACGACUAUCGUGUAUCCCUUCUCUUCCGCCGCAGCUAUCGAGACCGGCCUGUGCCAUCUAUUGCGAUGAAGGAUGCAAAACAACGAAAGAAGGCAGAGGACGAGGAGGCGAAGAACUGGAGUAGGCGAUUCGCCAGGAACCUACCGAAAGAGAUCGCGGACCAGCCGAUCGGCAAGGCCAUGGCACUGGAUGAGCAGCAGAAACAAGAAGAUGAAGAGAAGGAGAUUUUGGGGCAAUUUGAGGCUCUUUACGAUCCUGCGAAAGCGUCUUCGAAUAUCUCGAGGGAACUGCAGGACGCAACGCGUGAUAUGGUUGAAGCUUGGAAAGAGCUCAAGAACAUCGAGUUUACGGAGAAACGGCAUGCUUUCCAGAUUUUCUCGAGAGAUAACCCCGAUCAACAGAAUGAGAGCGCUGAAGUAGGAACUAUCAAAGCCCGGUAUAUGAAGUUGUGCGAGACGUUGAACAACUACUCGGGGCUGUUCAAAUUCGUGCCUUCUGGUGAUAAGUAUAUAUCUCUCCUGACGGGCACAAUCGAAACCAUCGUUCAGGCAACGGUGAACCACACCAAGAUUGGACAGGGAUUCGCCGACGCUAUAGACCGCAUAGGCAGAGAGUUAGAGUAUUGCUCCCGAUCACUAUCUGCUGUUCGAAAUAGAGAUGAGAGCCAUCGAGAUCGAGUGCGUACCAAGGUGAUGGGAGUGUUCACUCUAUGUUUCAAAUUCCUCGCGCCAUACGCUCGUUGGUGCAAAUCCCGAUUCGAGAGAUUCAAAGACUCGUUGAAUAAGAAUUAUUACGAAGACAAGGUCGAAGGCCCACUGCAGGCGCUGCUCGCGAGGUCGAACGAGCUAGAACGGGAAAAUCAAAUGCAGAGCAGAGAAGAUGUCAUCGAGCUGCACGGCAAGUUCGACGACCACACUGAGUGGAUGAAGGACUUCAGCAAGAAGUUAGAGGACCGCGAGGAGAAGCGGGCUUCUGCCAUUGUGGCUGGGUUGGCAUCUGUGCGAAUUGAGUUUAGCAAAGCCCUACAAGAGCUUGGGGAGAAGGCAAACGGUCAAAACGAGCUAGCUGCGAAGAAGUACUUGCAAGAGCAAGCGGAGGAGCAGAGGCGGAAGAAGGCGAACUUCCACUGGCGGAAAGCAUUGCAGGGCAUCGAGACCGGAGCGAUCCCUCCGCCAGCCAAUUCCGGAACUAGAAGGCUUCGCAACUGGGACGACAUUGAAGCAGCGUCCCACUUUCUCGAAACCGUGGCAGAUACGGGCUAUCCCAUUGAUCUCAGAGAACUCCAGGAUUUCAAGAUUGCGCCACGUGCGUUCCAUCCACUUGAGCACUGGAUGACAACCCAGGAGAGCGAAUGGCUUUGGAUGCGAGGGACAUUAACCCACAGCGAACUCAGUGAAGUUUCUACAGCCGCUUACUACACGGUCAUUGUCAGCGAGCGGCUGAAACUGCCACUCGUGUCUUAUCGAUUUAGGGCGGAUGAGUACGGUUUGGCGGAGAGUGUAGAUUCAGCUCUUGAAGGACGAUCGGUAGAGAUGGAUCGAUUUGUCUUGAUGGCGUAUUCGAUCAUCCGCCAGCUGGUUUGGCUGCUUCCGAAGGAAGUCGAGACGGACGUAGAUCUGAGUUCGGCGAGGUUCCAACGGUUGGACGGAAGCACGGAGAGCUUGCUGGACGCGUUUAAUUUGAUCGAGGCGCUCCUGAGUUUUAUGCCCCAGAUCUUGAUCGUUGUCCUAGAUGGGUUCCAGUUCGUCGAUAAUGAUAGUGGAGUCUACGGUGAUAGUACUCACGGCUACCUCGAGCUGUUCUUGGAGAUCUUGAGGCAGGCCGGGACCAGUCGGACACUGAAGGUGCUCAUCACGAGUGAUGGUCGGUGCAGGACACUACUUGAGGAGGACGUUAUCCACCUGGAUGAGCAGGUCGAAGUGGGCCAGAGCGGGGACGGAGAAGAGCAAAUUCCAGAGCUCUUUGAUUCCUGGGUCGAAGACUUGAUUGAUGAAGGAAUUUCGAUAACCGAACCGUGAAGACAUGGCAACGUUUGAGACGGAAGAUUGGAGAUGGUCAAAUGACUGGCUCUAGGGAACGAUGCUGCAAUGUUGCUUCCAGUUGUUGCCAGGACGGUUCCUGUAUGCUAUUCCGGACCGUGUAUGAACAGUGUUGCACUGGAACCAAGUUGGUUCUUACGUGAAGCCCACAGUUGAAUACCGGAUAUAGGGAGUCCGGGGCCGCACCUCUCAAUGAAAUCCGUGUGAGUAGGGAGGAUCAUUUUCCAACCUUCCCCCGACCGGGGAACAUGAUUGCCGGAAUCCGUGGCAGAUAAGGCAGCAAUGUGAAAUUCCGUCAUCCAU
This is a messenger RNA of Westerdykella ornata, 2495 nucleotides long. RefSeq lists its product as uncharacterized. The record is from RefSeq and is a predicted model, not a curated record. Lineage: Eukaryota; Fungi; Ascomycota; Dothideomycetes; Pleosporales; Sporormiaceae. The coding region runs from base 219 to 2171 and encodes 650 amino acids. The transcript has 4 exons.